Messenger RNA from Angiostrongylus costaricensis, 1326 nucleotides. NCBI's taxonomy places the organism in Eukaryota, Metazoa, Nematoda, Chromadorea, Rhabditida, Metastrongylidae. The record is from the annotation of a GenBank genome assembly.
AUGGUGAAGAAUAUUCAAGGGGACGACAGUCUACUAGGAGGCUUCAUCUCAGUUCUGGCAUUCGCCUUCAACCACGGCGAGGCCACCCGAGUGCAGUGGACACCGCCUCUUCGUGAAUCCUUCGCCUUUCCAAUGAUCAUCGCCCAGAUCACAGUCGUCACCUACAUCUUGAAGAAUAACUGUUCGGGGGCGUCCUAUGCGUUAUUGAUGACGAUGCUCGGUGGGUGCGCGAUGCUGUUCUGGCAGUUCUCGCAGUUCGCCUUCUUCACCCAGAUCUGUUCUCUGUUCGUCGUCUUCACCUUCGACUUCAUCCCUCGGAGGACAAUGUGCACUCUGCUGGCUGGUCAUCUGGCCGCAUUCGUGGUGUCGUUUGCACUGCUGUUUGGUAAUGAGAUGUUGCUGACUUCGCUAUACAUUGCAAGCAUUUUGUCCGCCUUUUACUGUCACUGUUUGCCUUUUCUGUAUGUUGUGUUUAUACUAAACAUUUUUGUGGAGAUAGCGUAUUUACAGGCCCAUAUAUUUGACAUUCUACGAUCAAAGCUCACUAACUAUUCUACAUUUCAUACGCGACUCUAUACAUGUUCGGCAGAGUUCGAUUUUAUUCCAUUGGAGACACUUCAAAAGCUUUACGACACAUGGUUAAUUCCAUCCGCGAUGCUUGGUGUUCUUCUAUUCGCUAUUUCGCUUCUUUUCACGGAACGACAAAAAAUGCUGCAUAGGAGUGGAGAACGUGGAAAGCAACAUGCCGAGCUGCUGAGUUCAAUCAGGAUCCACCUCGAUAAACGCAUCCAUGCCGUCGUUGUAUUCGUCGUGAUAGCCGCAAUGGCUUACGAAGGUAAAUCCAACAUCGAGAAGCAACUCCUCAUUAAAGGCGAGUACAGUAACCCUGAGCAAGAGAUGUUGUUUGAUUGGAUAAUGAAAGAAACAAAACCUGAUACCGUAUUCGCUGGGACAAUGCCUGUGAUGGCCAAUGUGAAGUUGACUACGCUUCGACCAAUCGUCAACCAUCCUCAUUAUGAAGAUACAGGAAUCAGAGAUCGUACGAAGAAGGUGUAUUCGAUGUUCAGCAGAAAGCCACUGAAUGAAGUGCACGAGGUGCUUAAGAAAAUGGGCGCCAACUAUUUCAUCUUCCAGUCGAUUGACGACAUUUAUAGACCGUACUGUGCAUAUAGAGGGAUGUGGGAUGAAGAAGACAAGGAGAAUUUGGAGCGCGUCUCCAACUGUGAUCUGCUGCAUGACGCCGUCACACGCAAUGACGCCCGUCGCAUUCAACCCUUCAGCAUCGCCUACUCCAGAAAUAAUAACUACGUUGUCGUGAAGAUAUAA